AUGGGCUGCUGCUUCAGCUGCUUUAAAAGUGACUCCAGAGAUCCUACAAAAGCUGCAUUAAUUGACUCAGAAGGGAAAAAAAUUGAAGAAAUGGACACUGCUACUGAAAAUACAACUUCAGUUCAACCUCAUCCUAUUUGUCUCGAGGAUUUUAAAAUUGAGCGAGUUUUAGGCAAAGGCGCAUUUGGCAAAGUGUUCUUGGUUACCAAAAAAGACAAUGGUAAAUUUUUUGCUAUGAAAUGCUUAAGGAAAGACAUGAUCAAGCAAAGAAACCAAAAAGAGCAUACAACUACAGAGCGAGAAAUAUUAGGAGAUGUAGAUAGUCCCUUCAUAGUUCAAUUGAGAUACGCAUUUCAGACUCCAGAAAGGCUAUACAUGGUUAUGGACUUUAUUAAUGGUGGUGAGCUAUUUUUCCAUUUAAGAAGCUCAUCAAGGUUUUCAGAACAAAGGGCAAGGUUUUACGCAGCCGAAGUUCUCCUUGCCUUAGAAUAUAUUCAUGGUUUGGGGAUUAUAUAUAGAGAUUUAAAGCCUGAAAAUAUUUUAUUAGACUCUGAAGGACAUAUAAAAUUAACUGAUUUUGGUUUAAGCAAACAGUUUUUUGACGAAGAACCUAAUGGUGAAAAUAAAACAUUUUCUGUAUGUGGGACUCCUGAGUAUUUAGCUCCAGAAAUUUUAAGACAGACAGGGCACGAUAAAGCUGUGGAUUUUUGGAGUUUUGGAGCUUUGCUAUAUGAAAUGCUAUCGGGUGCUCCACCUUUUUAUUCAAAAAAUAGAGACCAGAUGUUUAGAAAUAUUUUAACGAGGCCUGUAGAAAUGAAAUCUCAUUUUUCAUGGCAAGUUGUUGAUUUAUUAAAAAAGUUGCUACAAGUAGAUGUAAGAUUAAUUUAGCCUCGAAAAAGAUUAUCAUCAAUUGACGCUUUAAAACAGCAUCAAUUUUUUGAAGGCAUGGACUGGGUAAAACUAGCUAAUAAAGAAAUUCCAGUUCCAUUCAAGCCGAAAGUGACAGGCCCUAGGGAUUUAAGGAAUUUUGAUAGAGUGUUUACAGAUGAAACUCCAGAAGAAAGUCCAAUUUCUUCAAAUUUCAAUUCUCGAAGGACUUCGUCUAACCGAUAUGAUGGAUUUACUUAUCAUGAUUCUGGCAACAUAUAA
Messenger RNA from Blepharisma stoltei, 1149 nucleotides. The record is from the annotation of a GenBank genome assembly. Lineage: Eukaryota; Ciliophora; Heterotrichea; Heterotrichida; Blepharismidae.